AUGCAUUUAGUCAAGUCAAUUGCAACAGGACUGCUGGUCGCUGGCUGCGUGCUGGCAUCGGCAGCCCCGAAGCCAGCGCCAGUAGCCCAGCAUCAUCCUCACAAGAUCGCGCCCAAGGUCUUCAUUGUCUCUAUGUUUGAACCCGAAGCCGCCGUAUGGUGGAACAUCCCCGAGUUUGAUCUCUUCGAGCACAACAUCACAGUGCCCGGUGCCUCGCCCGUCUAUCCCGACGUCUACUGCACCGCCGACCACAGCAUCUGCCAGCUCAUCACCGGCGAAGGCGAGAUCAACGCAGCCGUCACCGUCUCCUCUAUCGCCUUCUCCCCUCUUUUCGACCUCACACACACCUACUUCCUGAUCGCAGGCAUCGCCGGCAUCAACCCCAAGGUCGCCACCAUCGGCGGCGUCACCUUCGCCCGGUACGCCGUGCAAGUGGCCCUACAGUACGAGAUCGACAUCCGCGACCUCGGUCCGAACUAUACAUCCCCCUACAUCCCCCAGGGAGCUAAGGCCCCGGGCCAGUACCCAGCCAGCAUCUACGGCACCGAAGUCUUCGAAGUCAACGCCGAGCUGCGCUCGCUGGCCGCCUCCUUCGCCCGCACGGCGCAGCUGGCCGACUCGGACAAAGCCAAGGCCUACCGCGCCAAGUACAUCACUGACAGUGGCAUCUAUGCAGCCGGCACCCAGGCCCCGUCAGUCGUGGAAUGCGACGUCUCCACAACCGACGUCUAUUUCAGCGGGACAAUCCUCGACGACAUCUUCGACAAUACCACUCGGGUCUUGACGAACGGGACGGGCGUGUACUGCAGCACCGCGCAGGAGGACAACGCGACGCUCGAGGCCCUGCUGCGUGCUGCGUCCCACAACCGCACGGAUUUCUCCCGGAUUAUCGUCAUGCGCACGGCAUCCGACUUUGAGAGGCCGUAUCCUGGCCAGUCAGCGAUUGAUAAUCUGCUGUAUGCGGACCAGGGCGCAUUUGGGCCUGCACUGCAGAAUCUCUACAAUGCUGGGAUUAAGGUUGUGCAGGGCAUUCUGGACGACUGGAACAAGACAUUUGCAGCUGGUGUCAAGCCCAGCAACUAUAUCGGCGACGAGUUUGGGACGUUGGGCGGGAAGCCGGAUUUUGGGCCCGGGCCAACGAUUGCACGGGAAGAGUCGAGUGCGUUGAAGAAGAGGGGAAUGGCUAAGCGUGGAAGACGGGUGUAG
Messenger RNA from Aspergillus udagawae, 1206 nucleotides. RefSeq names its product purine-nucleoside phosphorylase. Gene Ontology annotation, biological process: transmembrane transport; nucleoside metabolic process. NCBI's taxonomy places the organism in Eukaryota, Fungi, Ascomycota, Eurotiomycetes, Eurotiales, Aspergillaceae. Bases 1 to 1206 code for a protein of 401 amino acids. The record is from RefSeq and is a predicted model, not a curated record. Gene Ontology annotation, cellular component: endoplasmic reticulum. Gene Ontology annotation, molecular function: catalytic activity. The transcript is spliced from 2 exons.